Molecule: messenger RNA, 1987 nt
Organism: Prunus avium (sweet cherry)
Lineage: Eukaryota; Viridiplantae; Streptophyta; Magnoliopsida; Rosales; Rosaceae
Source: RefSeq, a predicted model, not a curated record
AACCAAGUACUAUCGACAGUUGGAAAUACCUCGAAACCAAGUGUACGGUUGAAGACUGGAGGUUGGCUGGCCUUAAAGCUUUGGCCUUUAUGAACAGUAGGCAAGUGGAAGCACAGCACACUGACUGGGAACUGGAGGGCAAUUUGGGAAAGCAAAGAUAGACACACACAGCAGCAGCAACUAGGCAACCAAAGUCUUCAGCUUGGUUUGGCUUUUGGGUGACUCGGUCAGUGUUUGAGCAGUCAAGAACAAGGAAAAUGAUUUGAUAGUAACGUAUAUUUACACCAAGUAUUUCUAUAAUUGUAUUGCUUCUGUUGUUGUUGUAGUUGUUAUCUCUGCCUCCUUGCCUUUGCCUUUGCCUUCUGCUAGUCUUCUUUUCAAACCAAUCCUAAACCCCGCCCUCCCCCUUUUUUCCAACCACAACUCUCUCUCUCCGUGUCUGUUGAAAACCCACUUGUUGUUGCAUCAUUUUCUUCAUCCUAACUCCAACUGAUUAGAAAAUGAGAUCAAGAUUCUAACAAAUUUUAUCUCUUUCUGUAUAACCCAUCUAUUUGCAUGCCGUUUUUCUCUCUUUUUUCACUCUUCCCUUUUUCAAUUCACUCUCUUUAGUUGUGAUAGUAUUUCAAUGGAGGCAUCAGAGAAUUGCUGUGUCAAGGUAGCCCUUCACAUUAGACCGCUUAUUGAUGAUGAACGCCUUCAGGGUUGUAAGGAAUGUGUUACUGUCACACCCGGAAAGCCUCAGAUAAAAAUUGGCCCACAUUCUUUUACAUUUGAUCAUGUCUAUGGAAGUGGUGGAGCUCCAUCACCUGCCAUAUUUGAAGAUUGCAUUUCUCCACUUAUUCAUGGUUUAUUCCAAGGAUACAAUGCUACUGUACUCGCUUACGGUCAGACAGGAUCUGGAAAGACAUAUACCAUGGGAACUGGCUCUGGAGAUGGCUGCCAGACAGGGCUGAUUCCUCAAGUUAUGAAUGCAUUGUUCAACAAGAUUGAAAUAUUGAAGCAUCAAACAGAAUUCCAAAUGCAAGUUUCCUAUAUUGAGAUUCUGAACGAAGAAGUGUGUGACUUGUUGGAUUCUCUAUCUAUGAAAAUGGAGACUACAAAUGGACAUGCUGCAAAAGUUGUAAGGCAUCCGAUACAAAUUCGUGAAAAAUCAAAUGGAGCUAUAACACUAGCAGGAUUAACUGAAGUUGCUGUAAAUUCGUUACAAGAAAUGGCCACUUGCCUGGAUCAAGGAUCAUUAAACAGAGCAACGGGAAGUACAAACAUGAACAACCAAUCUAGUCGAUCACAUGCCAUCUUCACAAUCACAUUAGAACAGAUGCGAAAAAUCAGUUCAGCUUUUCCCGGGAAUGACACUCCAGAUGAGGAUAUGGGUGAAGAGUAUUUUUGCGCAAAGCUCCAUUUGGUAGAUCUUGCUGGAUCCGAACGAGCAAAGAGAACAGGUUCCGAUGGUCUUCGACUAAAAGAAGGUAUACAUAUUAACAAGGGACUUCUUGCACUUGGUAAUGUCAUCAGUGCAUUGGGGGAUGAGAAAAAGCGGAAAGAAGGUGUGCAUGUCCCUUACCGAGACAGUAAACUGACCCGACUUUUGCAGGACUCACUUGGUGGAAACAGCAAAACUGUAAUGAUAGCUUGCAUCAGUCCUGCCGAUAUCAAUGCCGAGGAAAGUCUUAACACUCUGAAAUAUGCAAAUCGUGCUCGUAAUAUCCAGAACAAGCCUAUUGUUAAUAGAGAUGUGAUAUCCAAUGAGAUGCAAAAGAUGCAAGAGCAGCUAAAAUUAUUGCAGGCAGAGCUUUGCGCUCGUGGUGGAGCUCCAUCAGAUGAAGUGCUGGUUCUCAAGGAAAGGAUUGCUUGGCUUGAGGCUACCAAUGAGAAUCUUUGUCGAGAACUUCAUGGAUACCGCAGCAGAUGCGCUGUUGUGCAGCAGUUUGAAACAGAUGUGCAAGUAUGUCAUCGAAAUUUUACUGUUUAUGUCUUUCAUACGUGA